Molecule: messenger RNA, 1248 nt
Organism: Penicillium roqueforti
Lineage: Eukaryota; Fungi; Ascomycota; Eurotiomycetes; Eurotiales; Aspergillaceae
Product: lactate 2-monooxygenase
Exons: 1
Coding region: 1-1248 (415 amino acids)
Molecular function (GO): oxidoreductase activity; FMN binding
Source: RefSeq, a predicted model, not a curated record
AUGUCACCUCAGCAGGACAGCAGACUGGAGAGCAAGUCCAUUGCUCAACCUUUGGCCCCAUUUACAUACGAAAACCAGGUGUACCAAGCCGGUCUCUCGGGCCAGAAGCCCCCGAUAACCUUCAACUGCGGCGAUUGGGAAGCCCUGGCCAAAGAUCGUCUCUCGGCAGAUUCCUUCGGAUAUGUUUGGGGUUCCGCCGGAACUCGUGAGACAGACGACAACAACAAGAAAGCUUUUAAGAAAUGGGGAAUCGUGCCGUCACGCCUAGUCAAGAGCGGCUUCCCAGACCUUAAAACAACACUUUUCGGAGAGACUUUUGACUAUCCGAUCGCCAUGGCACCGGUGGGCGUGCAGCGAAUUUUCCACCCGGACGGAGAGAUUGCGUCGGCGAAGGCUGCCGAGCAGGAAAAUGUCACCUACAUCCUCAGCACCGCAUCCGCUACAAGCAUCGAGGACGUUGCCAAGGCUAAUGGAAACGGAUCUCGUUGGUAUCAACUCUAUUGGCCUCUGAGUGAGAACAACGAUAUCACCGUGAGCCUGUUGUCACGGGCGAAGGCGUCGGGUUAUAAGGUGUUGGUAGUCACCUUGGAUACGUACAUUCUUGGAUGGCGCCCCAGCGAUCUGAACAAUGCAUACAACCCUUUCAUUCGUGCAGACGACAUUGGUGUGGCACUCGGAUUCUCGGACCCUGUAUACCGCCGCAAGUUCCAAGAGAAGCACGGAAAACCCAUUGAAGAGGACGUCCAAACAGCAGCCGCAGAAUGGGCACACACCGUAUUCCCUGGUCUAAGUCACGGCUGGGAAGAUCUCAAAUUCCUCCAGGAACACUGGGACGGUCCAAUUGUUCUGAAGGGAAUCCAGACGGUGGCGGACGCGAAGAAGGCUGUCGAGUAUGGCAUGCAGGGAAUUGUUGUCUCGAACCACGGCGGACGCCAACAGGAUGGAGGUAUUGCGUCUUUAGAUGUUUUGCCAGAGAUUGUCGACGCCGUCGGCAAUGAUUUGGAAAUAAUCUAUGACUCAGGUGUUCGGUCUGGUGCCGAUAUCAUAAAGGCAUUGGCGCUUGGUGCAAAGAUGGUCUUAAUUGGUCGUCCAUACAUUUAUGGGUUGGCCAUUCAGGGUGAGCAGGGAGUACGCCAUGUGCUAAAGAGUCUCCUAGGAGAUUUCAAUUUGACCCUCCACCUGUCGGGGAUCAGUUCCGUGUCUCCCAAGCAUCUGAACCGAUCGGUACUGCGUCGGACGGGCAACUGA